GUGGAUUUUGCAGUCAAAUGAUGGAACUUCUUAAACACUUGGGUCUUAUCCCUGAGAAAGACCCGACCGUCACGUCUACUAUGAAAAAGCUUAGAGGAUUAUUUGUGUGGUAUAUUUUGUUGAAUACUAUUAUAUUAUAUCAGGUUAUUUCUGUGGUGUGUUCGAUAUUAUGUUACUCAUUUCCUGAUGCUUCUAUCAAUUUUAGGCGAAAAGCUUGCACCAUGUUUUGGGAUGUGGGAAUCUACUUCACAAUUUUGAACGGGGUCAACUACAUCGUCACGGGAGACUUAAUUACCAGCGAAUCUGCUGUCUUUAUUUCAAACCAUAGUUCUUUAGUGGAUCACUUUGCCAUCAACUAUUUGUCCAGACACUCGUUUCUGAAAAAUAAGGAGUUAGAGGUCCCGGUAGUCAACUUCUUCACUUGGUUCUUGUUGUGGAAAGUCCCCAAUAUCAAUAUCUUGCGUAAUAUGGCCAAAUGUGAUGAGAACUGGGAGUUAGACCAUUCCUUAAACGAAGUCUUUUUUCUGAAAUUGUUUGCCAGUAAGAAAGUGGAAUGGUUGGUCUUGUUUCCUGAAGUGAACAUCUUCACAGCUGAGUCUUCAGCCCUUCAGAAAAUUCAGUGUGAAAAGUUCUAUUUGCCGUUGCUCAAGAACUUGUUGUAUCCACGGUUUUCCAGCCUUCAUAAUGUCGUCUCAACAGUCAAACAAUACAAUUACAAAUUCAAUCACUUGUAUGACUUGACCAUAUACUAUUACAAGAUCAACAAUUUCAAUGAGAAGGUCUACUUUUCGCCUAGCUUGUUGGAGAUUUUUGGCAGCGAUGAGCAUAUAUACAUUAACAUCGACGUGACUUUCAAGAACAUCACAAGGAUAUCUAAUAAUAGAGGCAAGUUGGAGAAAUGGUUGGAAAAGAGCUGGAUUGAAAAGGACCAUUUCUUGUCAAGUAUCUAUUCAUCUUGAAGUUGAAAAAUCGGAACUGCUUUGAUCUCAGAAGCUUGGUUAUUGUCUCUCUGGAUCUUAUAGAAGUAUUCACAAGAAUCAGCAUUAAUGUGACUCAAAAACUUCUGAUCAUGAGUGAUAAUGAUAAUCUGAAAAUUGUCCUGCUCCCUUCUCAGCUCCACGAUCCUAUUCAAAGAUUCGGCUAGAGAACGGGAAUUCUCUUCAUCCAAGUUGGUAGUAGGUUCAUCUAAAGUAAUCAUUCCACAGUGUGAACCAAAACACUCUGCAAGGGUUAAUCUUAUCAAUAUACUUGUGAGCACUCGCUGACCCGCAGAACACCUUCCUCUCAUAUCAAGCUCUACCUUUCC
Molecule: messenger RNA, 1306 nt
Organism: Yamadazyma tenuis ATCC 10573
Lineage: Eukaryota; Fungi; Ascomycota; Pichiomycetes; Serinales; Debaryomycetaceae
Source: RefSeq, a predicted model, not a curated record